Notothenia coriiceps (black rockcod) is the source of this 1145-nucleotide messenger RNA. Its product is annotated as spatacsin-like. Bases 386 to 1135 code for a protein of 249 amino acids. The record is from RefSeq and is a predicted model, not a curated record. Gene Ontology annotation, biological process: axo-dendritic transport; axonogenesis; chemical synaptic transmission. The transcript is spliced from 2 exons. Lineage: Eukaryota; Metazoa; Chordata; Actinopteri; Perciformes; Nototheniidae. Gene Ontology annotation, cellular component: cytoplasm; dendrite; synapse.
CUAGCUUCUGCAGGACGUAAACUCCCAGAAGUCCAAGCGGCAGUGGAGCAGACUGGAGACGCGCGUUUCUCUCUGGAGGAAAUGUCACGAUCAGCUGCAGGACGACGGCAUCGACCCGGAGCCGGCGUCCCUCUUCUUCCUGUCGCAGGCGAAGAAAGAUUCCGGGGGGGCGGAGCUUCUGGAGGUGCAGGAACGCUGCCUGCUGCUCCUCCUCUCCUCCCAUUGGUUGUCCAGACUCGUCCCGGCUCCAAGGGGCCGCCUUGAGAGCCUGGAGAAGCAGCUGUGGGCGGAGAGGGUGAGGGGGCGAGUCUUAGCCGGCGCCACGGAGAAACAGAGCGUAUUCAACCUGUCAAUCACCCAGGAGACGACCUCAUCGUACGAGCUGAUGGUGAAGGAGUUCUGCUUCUCCAACAUCCCCUGCAUGAAGGAAGAGGAGGAGGGCCUCAUGGCGGAGGAGGGCCUCAAGGCGGAGGAGGGCUUCAGGGCGGAGGAGGGUCUCAGCACGGAGGCGGGUCUGAGCAAGGUGGAGGGCCUCAGCGUGAAGGAGGGCCUCAGCAAGGUGGAGGGCCUCAGCGUGAAGGAGGGCCUCAGCACGGAGGAGGGCUUCAGCAUGAAGGAGGGCCUCAGCGUGGAGGAGGGUCUGCGCAUGGAGGAGAGCCUCAGCGUGGAGGAAGGUCUAAGCAUGAAGGAGGGCCUCAGCGUGGAGGAGAGUCUGAGCACGGAGGAGCUGCGUGAGGAGGACACGCUGAGUCCAGAAGAGAGGUGCAUCCUGGGAACGCUGGUGGAUCAGCUGUUGGAUGAAGGCAGCAUCCAUGAGGCCAGCAGGGUGUGCAGGUACUUCUCUCUGCAGCACGGAGACAUGAAGCUGGUGCUGCGCUGCAGGGGGAUCGCCUCUGGAGAUCUGAGGCCACAAACAGAGGAGGAAGAGGAGCAGGAGGAAGAUCUGCAGAAGAAGAUCACCAGCUUGCCCUCGUUCAGCAGCCUCUCGUCCUUCGUGGUUCUCCCCCUCCCUGAAGACCAGGUGGCCAUGCAGCUGCAGAAACUGGUGGAUCAGUGCCGGCACGGAAACAACUUCUGCAGACAAGUCCUCAGCCUCUACCAGCUCUCCAAGGUGAGAUCAGAUCAGAUCAGAUAAGAUGGAACUU